Messenger RNA from Synchiropus splendidus (mandarinfish), 1288 nucleotides. Its product is annotated as GTPase IMAP family member 9-like. The record is from RefSeq and is a predicted model, not a curated record. Gene Ontology annotation, molecular function: GTP binding. Lineage: Eukaryota; Metazoa; Chordata; Actinopteri; Syngnathiformes; Callionymidae. Bases 90 to 1238 code for a protein of 382 amino acids. The transcript has 3 exons.
AAACAGGGUGGGCUUAUAUGCUAUAAAAGUUCACAGUCAGGCUCACACUUCAUCGCUUUUCUACGAGUAGAGCUUCCAGACUUGAACACAUGGACCAGUGGAGCAGCAGUCAAGAGCCGGGUGAGUGUUGUGAGGCGCCGCUGAACACAGGGAUCACAGUGGAGGAGCUGAGGGCUCUGCAGGAGGAGGAGGAUGACGUCUCCUUUGUGACCAACAACCAGAUGACGCGGAUCGUGCUGGUGGGGAAGACCGGGAAUGGGAAGAGCGCAACUGGGAACGCCAUCUUGGGAGGGAGCUACUUCAAAUCAAAGUUCAGUGCUGAAUCUUUGACCAUCAACUGUUCCAAGGCAAAAGCAAUGGUGGAUGGGGAAAUGGUGGCUGUCAUCGACACCCCAGGGCUCUUCGACACCAGGUUCUGCUCAACUCAGACCAGCAAGGACAUCCGGCAGUGCAUCCACUAUGCCUCUCCCGGACCUCACGUCUUCCUGGUGGUUAUCAGGCUGGGAAGGUUCACGGCUGAAGAGCAGCAGACGGUGCAGAAGAUCCAAGAGAUCUUCGGUCCAGCAGCAGACAGGUACAGCAUGGUGCUCUUCACUCAUGGAGACCAGCUGGAAGGAAGCUUCGAGGAGUUCUUCAAUGAGAGCACGGCGCUUCAGGACUUGGUGUCCAGAUGCAACGGCGAGUACCUCGUGUUCAACAACAAGUCCAAGGAUCACACCCAGGUCACUCAGCUGCUCAAGAAGAUCCAUUCAAUAGUGGAGAGGAAUGGUGGACGUCACUACACCAACAGGAUGUUCCAGGAAGCAGAGAAGGCCAUUGAAAAGGAAAAGCAGCGGAUCCUGGCGGAGAAGGCCGAGAAGAUCCGACGUGAGAAAGAGGAGAUCAAGAAAGAGAUCCAAGCCCAGUUCCAAAAGGAUCUGGAGAAAAUGCAGAGGGAGCAGCAGCGCGAGAGGAAGAUGAUGGCUAAAGAGAUGGACAAGGAGAAGGCCAAGGUGCAGGAGAUGAGAGAGGAGCAGGCUAAACAGAGAGAGAUGGAUCUGAAGCAGAUGGAGCAAAUGAAGAAGAUGAUGGAGGAGCAGAUGACCAAAGAAAUGGAAGAGAGGAUCCAGGAUCUUGACAGGAAGCACAAAGAGCAAGCCAGAAUAGAAGCCGAGGAGAGUGAAGACCUUGUCGACCGAUUCUUCAAUGUCAUCAAAAAGGUGGUGAAACCGGUAUUUGGUAUUUUCAAAACAAAAUGAAUGAAACACCUGGUGAUUUUUCAGCUGUCUGACCUACAUUAACCGAGUCA